AUGGAGCGUUUCGAUUCCAUCCUCAACUUGAAGUCUAAAUCGGUCUUACAGGAAGAAGUAGAUUUUACAUUACAGAAAGAACGUAUCCAGGAAUGUUUUGACGAACUUUUGAACGAUUUGAAAGCUCUGCAAAGAGUAGAAUCGUAUCUCCGGAACCAAGCAAAGGAUGGAGAUAAUACUUGGAAGCAAUUGCUUGAGAUUUUGAGAGAUCAAAAAGGUUAUUCGGAUUUUCAAAAGAUACUAAAAGAUUUAGACAAAAAUGUAAAAAAAUCGGUAGAAUGUUCGACAACUGAUCUCACGGCUCAGCUUAUUCGCGAUACGAUCAAACAUGUUCAAGCUAUCAGCCAAAAAUCACUGCUGUGCCCUCCGAGUCCUCCGAUAAUCAUAAAGAACCGUGCCGAGCAUGAAACGUUCCAUUGGAAACGUGUAAUAACCCUGCAGGAAAGUAAAAUCGAGUCUUUAAACCGAAAGAUCGAAGAAUUAGAACGUAAAAUAAAAGAGCGGAUUGCUCAACGUCAGAAGCUUCAGCAACGGAGCGAGUCAGAAAAGCAAGAACAGUUGAACGCUUCACAACACAUCCUGGUCGAGAUGAAAUUGGAAGGCGUUGGAAUCAUUCAGCGACUGGAGGACCAACUUGCCAGUCAACCAAAUUUUGAAACCACACCGGAAUAUCUGUCUCAGCUUGACAAACACGAACUUAAAAGGAAGCGAAUCGCCAAAAUGGAAGUACAGCUGCAGCUGUGGAUCAAGAAGUACGACAAGUUCAUUGGUGAACCAAUGCCUUCUUUGCUGGCACUGGAAGAACGAAUGACAGGUCUCGAGGAGUGGAAGGACACCGAACUUCGGCCACAGGAAGUGCAAUUGCAUCAAUUGCGUGAACAGAUUGGUGUUUUUGAGGCGGUAGCUUUGGAAGAGAAAAUUGAGAAAAUGCGUAAGUUGCACGCGGUACGUGUGCUUCAGAGAGCUUUAAAGCGAACGCUAGAAAUUAGGCACGCUAAGAAAAAAGGCAAAAAAUCGAAAAAAGAAAAGGGAAAGAAGUGA
Anopheles maculipalpis is the source of this 1041-nucleotide messenger RNA. RefSeq lists its product as uncharacterized. The coding region runs from base 1 to 1041 and encodes 346 amino acids. The transcript has a single exon. The record is from RefSeq and is a predicted model, not a curated record. Lineage: Eukaryota; Metazoa; Arthropoda; Insecta; Diptera; Culicidae.